AUGGCCUCUGCAGACGCCUUGCAGCUACUGCGAUCCUCAAUUUCGGCCGCGAAACAACCUGUCCUCACACGGUCUGCAGACAUUACUACCGCCCUUGACCAGCAGACCAGCAACUUUGAGGAUGCCACGCACCUCUACUUCACUCAUCCUACCGCUCAGUGCCUUCCACUCGACCAGAAAACGAGAUUCGUCUCCACCAAUCCUGACAUCGUUCCCGUUGACCUGAGAAGUAUCUUCUUCGCCUGGCUCCAAAAAGAUGUCGCUGUCCCAGAGUACAUCGCCCGCGCCGCGGAGCUUAACAAGCUGUUGCCCGAGGGCCAGAAAGUCCGCAACCUGAUCUUCGUCGAGAGGCUAGAUCUGCUUACCUGGCUGGAGGGAGCCUCGGAUGAGUCCGAGUACAUCAAGGCCGUUGAGGGAGUCGAUGCCUCUGCAUUGGGUGACGCUGCAAGCAGGGCUGCUGAUGUUGCUGGCGGCGCUGCUGUGCCUACAGUUGGUGGAGCAGGGGUUGGGGUGACCCAGUUGAUUGGAGGGCGACCGAUCAAGACAAUCGACGCCAGGCUACAGGCCAUUUACAAUGGCGAGAGGAGGCUCGGUAACCACAACACUGCAUUGAGAGGGAUUAAGCCCACGGACUUUUCUGGAGUUCGAAAACAUGCAGAAACGUUCCUUGGUCGUCGCAAAGGUAUGCCAGCGGCCGGCGGUCGACCAGGCCAGGCGGCCAAGACAUCCCAACUUGCUGCUCGUCCUGCGGCUGGAAUGACCAAGCAACCGUCUUCGGCUGUGUCUUCUAAACGCUCGGAUCCCAUCAUCCUUCUAUCACCAUCGGCCUCAUCACUCCUACGCAUGUCAAAUAUCAAAACGUUCCUCGACACCGGGCUUUACGUUCCUCCAGACCAUCCCACUCUCUCAACACAGACGACAGCCAAUUUACUCCACAUUACACGGACACUCCACUCAUUGAGCGAGAAGCCUUUCCGGUUCAUUCUUGUUGACUCUCCUGAUCAGUUCAAACCGGAUUACUGGUCACGAGUGGUGGCCGUUUUCACGACCGGACAGAGUUGGCAAUUUCGAAGCUAUAAAUGGAGAGAGCCUCAAGAGCUGUUCGGUCACGUUCUAGGGAUUUAUGUGGGAGAGAAGGGACCACCGAUCCCGGCAGAAGUCAAAGGCUGGGGCAGCAGUGUCAAGACGUAUGCCGUAGAAAGAUGGGACGAAAGAGCUCAUGGUGCCAAUGUUGAGCCGGAUACAAGGACCGGCAGACGGUGGAGGGACAGAGAGACGGUGGAAGAGGUGUGGAGAGCUAUUGAAGCACACAUGAGAGGGAGGGGAGAGUGGAAACGCUGA
Messenger RNA from Exophiala mesophila, 1341 nucleotides. RefSeq lists its product as uncharacterized. Gene Ontology annotation, biological process: transcription elongation by RNA polymerase II; positive regulation of transcription elongation by RNA polymerase II. Gene Ontology annotation, molecular function: RNA polymerase II complex binding. The record is from RefSeq and is a predicted model, not a curated record. The coding region runs from base 1 to 1341 and encodes 446 amino acids. The transcript has 2 exons. Gene Ontology annotation, cellular component: Cdc73/Paf1 complex. NCBI's taxonomy places the organism in Eukaryota, Fungi, Ascomycota, Eurotiomycetes, Chaetothyriales, Herpotrichiellaceae.